Messenger RNA from Grosmannia clavigera kw1407, 2772 nucleotides. RefSeq lists its product as uncharacterized. The coding region runs from base 1 to 2772 and encodes 923 amino acids. The record is from RefSeq and is a predicted model, not a curated record. NCBI's taxonomy places the organism in Eukaryota, Fungi, Ascomycota, Sordariomycetes, Ophiostomatales, Ophiostomataceae. The transcript is spliced from 3 exons.
AUGGUACGCGCUACUCUACCUCCUCAUAGUCAGGAGCAAACCCGUUGUCUGAGCUCUGUCUCCGAUGGCAACAAGCCGUUUCCGCCACGCCUCCGCAUCCCGGACUCACACAAUGCGUAUUCCAUCCCCCUCGACAAUGGUGGCUAUCUGCAUCAACCCCACUUUCAAGAUGCCACCGCGGCCGAGAAAGGCUUCGCGGACCUGAUGGGCACUCAAUCGGACCACAGGCUUCUCAGCAGUUCCCAACUGCCUCCGUCAUUCUCAGGGUCCAUGCCCAGUGGUGGUCUGCUUCUUGCCAACCCUUUUCCUUGGUCUCAAGUCUCUUCCAAUCAUCAGACGGACACGGCCUAUUGCGGCAGCCAGGGCCUCUUCAACCCCCCAAGUCAGAACGGAGGCUUUCAGAGGAACUAUAUGUACGAUGUUGGGAACGCAUGGUCUUCGUACGAGCAAGAAACCCUGCGCCAGAGAUCGAUGUUUGCGACUCCGUCCAUGACCAUAGACAACACCUUUUCCCCAGUUCAUACUCCGGGGCAAUCUCAACCAUACACACCCUCCUACUCGCCUGUCACUCCAAACUCUGUCGGCAACUUCAGCGACCCGAACACGCCACAAACAAUGCACCAACCCCCUGGAGUGCUUGAUGGCAUGGGUGGUGUCGGGUUUCCUUCUCAAACCUCUCUCAUGAUGGGUGCUGGGAAUUUGAACCACGCCAACUCGUCGGCGUUAUUUGUCGAUGACUUGCAUAAUGUAGCCCCCGGGUCGUGGUCCGAUGCCAACGAAAACCACUCUGAUUUGUCACCUGGAUACAGUAACUAUCGUACGACAAUCUUUACUCUUGAUGCGGAUCACUCUUCAAUAAGCACUUCCCCGUCCAUGGUCCAAUCCGUAAGCCACAGAGGCAGUGCUGCAUCGAUAAACAGCAUCUGGAGAGAUGACCCUUCUCCAAUAUCCUCUGCACCAAGUCCUCUGUCCUACAACCGCUCCACCCCCCACAAUGGCUCUCCUUCCAACAGCGCCUAUGAUCUUAGUGCUCAUACUUACCGAGAACUAGACAUCCCGGGCGGUGGCGCUCGUCAUGUCUAUUCCAACCGACACCUGAAGCGGGGACCGUCGGAAACUUUGGACGCUUCGCAAAACGCGCAUCAAAACAAGAAGCGCAAUGGAAAUCAAAGAGCCUGUCUGGCCUGCUAUCUUGCUCACAAAAGAUGUCAUGACCCUUGCGACAAGUGUGAACAGGCCGACGGCUCUUUCCCGGUCUGUGUCGGUUCGAUCAUCCGCGGAAAGAACAUCUUCCUGGACUGCCUGGCCCUGAACGAAGCGGACAUGAAGUUGGCCAAAGAUAUAAUUAACCGUCGUGAUCGCAACGGGUGUUCACCAACCAAACUAUUCAACGAAUUUGUUCAUCGAGACGUUGAUCUGAAACUGAUGAUGGAGGUGCUGUCGGACCAUAAGGUGGGAAACUCGGGCGCCUACACGUCCUUCUUUGAGAGCCACAACAUGAAGAACCACCAGAUCUUCUCGCCCUUUUACCAGGUCAACAUUGCGCUGCAGGGCCGCAAGCUGCUCGCAAACGAUCCGCGGGUCAACUUCGUCGAGAGCGACCUGCUCAUUCUGCGUGCCGUGUGCGCCUCCCGGUUGCUUGCCUUUAUCGAGAACGGGUUGGAGAAAAACAAGAAGCAGUUAAAAUGGACCAAGCAGAAGGCGCGCGACCUGAUCGUCUUUCUGGCCAUAUCCUUGGAACAGGUGCUGUUUUUCCACACGACCAUGGAUGGUCCAAUGGCUGAGUCGUUGGUCCGCAAGCGCAACGACCUCGUCUACCACCUGGCCUAUCUGCUGCGGCACAUGGCCAAGGCUACCUUUCCCAAUGGCAAUCUCUUCUCGGAAGUCCACAUUGGCCCCGACAACAGCGUCUUCCUGAAGAAGGAGUUUUGGUCUCACCUCAACGUGCUUUACUUUGAGGCCUCAGUCAAGGACCUCCCUCCAAGUAUUCAGAACAACGCUGGACCAGAGAUGCCCAGCAUUCAGGUCACCCACGUCGGAGGUGGCUCAACCAAACCGGCCUCCAGGACCGGGAAGCGCCCCGUCUGCGAAGAAUACGACGACGCCCGAGACCAUCCAGAUGCAUGCAAUCUGCUGGAGGCGCGCAUAAGCACAGACGAUAACUCGGUUGACAAACUAGCUGCCACGUUGGAAGCUACCUGCAUAUCCUCCCCUCUCCCGCAGAGACCGUUACCGACUGAGUUUCACGUCGGUCAACUCAUUGACAACAUUUGGCACUGGGGCAUGCCCGAUUCCUUUGGAAGUGACAGCACAAGCCUCCGCACAGACGGAAUUGUCUAUGACAGCCUUGGUGUGCAGACUUUGCCAGCCCGUUCCAGCAGCCCCCAAGGCGCGGCCAUGGACCUACCCAGUGGCUCUGGUAGCAGCAAUGACGUGGGCUUGUCCAGUCCUCUUGACGUGACUGAUGGCUUUGGAUAUUUAAACUUUGACGAAUCAGACAUCAGCAUGUCUUUUGGCCUCUCUGACAACACCGGAGUGGAAUGCCCAAACAUCACUGCCGGUGUCUCCGAAAUUCCUUACACACCCACUUUCUCUGGGGUUUCUGUUGUUUGUCCAGAAACUCGGCAAAUCAGAAGCACCAGUGUUAGCAGUGCAUACGGAACGGCAAUGAAUAACUCUGUUAGCCCGGUCUUUGAUAAUCCGCAGCAAAGUGGUAUUCGUCGCCGGUAUACAAGUGGGAAGGAGAAGUUUCGCAAAUUUUUCGGAAAAUAG